Messenger RNA from Athene cunicularia (burrowing owl), 2209 nucleotides. It is a transcript of the gene MTRF1, whose product is annotated as mitochondrial translation release factor 1. The record is from RefSeq and is a predicted model, not a curated record. The transcript has 10 exons. Gene Ontology annotation, molecular function: translation release factor activity. The coding region runs from base 432 to 1790 and encodes 452 amino acids. Gene Ontology annotation, biological process: translational termination. Lineage: Eukaryota; Metazoa; Chordata; Aves; Strigiformes; Strigidae.
GAAGCAACUGUGGUAUCAUCAGCAGGAUUAGGUCUCUUGGAAUUGAGUCUACCUAUGCCCCUGAACAGCUAAAUCCAGGAUUGUAGAUGAUGAGCCAUAUUUGUGUCUUUUGCUGUGUAUCUGGUGAAGGGAAAAUGAUCCCUCUGCUACAGCUGGUUUUAUUCACUAGAACAGUUCAUGAGGGGUAUCGUUGGCUUUCUGUAAAUUAAAGCAGUCCUGGAGUUGCUGCUGUGGGUUUGAUAGCACCUGCUGGCUAGGGAAUCUUGGGAAGGUACAGAAGUAGAAUAAAGGCCCUUCCCUCUUUCUGUAGGUGGUAAAACAGACAUCCAGGCAAGGAAGCUGCAGUACUUCUGGCUUUACUUCAUAUUGCUCUUUCUUCAUUGUGUACAAAUGGAUGAAAAUAAAUAGGUAGAGGAAAAAUAAGAAACAAAAUGAAACCUUUCCAAAGUGUCUCUCUUUUCAAGAGCCUGCUUUCCAAUUGCUACUGUCACUGUCAACUUCACAGCUGUCUUCUCCCUCCUAUUGCAAAGAAGAUAAGUUAUGUGGUGGGACUGCACAACUUCUGGAGGCCAAAAUCUUUAUUGGACAUAGCUAGAUUCACUCUGUCGUUUAACAGUUGGCAUAGGAAAAAACAUCAGGAUAUUCAAGCAUUGUGGAAGCAUGAGGCUGUGCAGAAGUAUCUGGAGACUCUGAGCAAGAAAUACCAGCAGGUUAGUCAUCUGUUAAAUGCUGACUCAAUAAAUGACUUGGAGCAAAAAGCCCUGAGGAGAAGAUUGGCCAAUCUGUCCCCAAUUGCAGCUGCAUUUCAAGAAAUCAGAGAAGCUGAAAGAGAACUUCAGGAGUUAAACACUAUGUGCAGAGAGCUAGAUAGCAGAGAUGAGAAACAACUUCUAGAGCUUGCCUUAGAAGAGAAGGAAACCCUGGAUAAAAAAAUCAACAUGUUGUACAGAAAGCUUUGCCAGCUUCUAGUGCCAAAGGAAAAAUAUGAUAGAAGUCAUGUCAUAUUAGAAGUGACAGCUGGCAGAACAACUGGAGGAGACAUCUGCCAACAGUUCGCUAAAGAAAUGUUUGAGAUGUACCAGAACUAUGCAGACUAUAAACGUUGGACUUUUGACAUUGUGAACUAUAUGCCAGCUGAGAUAGGUGGGUUGCAUCAUGCCACUGCUCAUAUUUCAGGAGAUGAUGUCUACAGGCAUCUGAAAUAUGAAGGAGGGACUCAUCGAGUCCAGCGAAUCCCUGAGACAGGCCUAUCAUCAAGAAUGCAGCGUAUUCACACUGGGACAACGUCAGUUAUCGUCCUCCCUCAGCCAGAGGAGGUUGACGUUAAAGUGGAUCCCAAAGAUUUGCGUAUAGAUACAUUCAGGGCUAAAGGAUCAGGAGGGCAACAUGUUAACAAAACUGAUAGCGCCGUGAGACUUGUACACCUUCCCACAGGACUGACAGUUGAGUGCCAGCAGGAGCGAUCACAGCAGAUAAACAAGGAAAUAGCUCUGCAGACACUGAGAGCUAAGCUGUACCAGCAGAUCAUUGAAAAACAACUAAGUCAAGAGCAGAGUGCCAGAAAACUGCAGUUGGGAACAAGAGCCCAGUCAGAGAGAAUUCGUACUUAUAACUUCACCCAGGACAGAGUCACUGACCACAGGAUCUCAUAUGAUGCACGCGAUAUCAAGGCAAUUCUAAGUGGGAAAGAAGCAUUGGAUAAACUAAUCAACAGACUAAUGGAGUAUGCAGAGAUAGAGGCUGUCACCGAAUAUCUAGAAAACUUGCAGGCUACUGAAGACCUUCUGUAGAGUUAAAGCAGAAAUGUUGUGUUCAGUAGCAAGAUAAAAUGGAUGUAUUUGUUAGAUGAUAGAUUGAUUAAAAUCUAUGCCUGAUUUUCAGUGUGUAAUACUACUCUUAUUUAUAUUUUGGUGCAAAUUGAAUCUAUUACAGCAGCCCCAGCAGAAAAGAACAAGCAUGGAGUGCUGUGUGCACAUAUCUCCUGUCUCGGCAACGUGGCUUUAUUGAGCUGGUCAUUUUUUGACCACAUUGCAGCUGGGAAGAUACAAAAUCGUGGUGAUAGAGCCUAAGAAAUACUACAUAGUGUACUUUUUGUUUUGGGGGUGGGAGAUGUUCCUCUCCAGGUGAAAGAACCAGAGCUUCCCAAACAUAAUCUAGAAUCUGGCCUUAUGAUUACUACUUGGUUUUAUCCAUUGAUUGAGAGAGCUUC